Messenger RNA from Trichoplax adhaerens, 2613 nucleotides. RefSeq lists its product as uncharacterized. Lineage: Eukaryota; Metazoa; Placozoa; Uniplacotomia; Trichoplacea; Trichoplacidae. The transcript has a single exon. The annotation marks the transcript as partial. The record is from RefSeq and is a predicted model, not a curated record. Gene Ontology annotation, cellular component: condensed chromosome; condensin complex. Gene Ontology annotation, molecular function: protein binding. Gene Ontology annotation, biological process: mitotic chromosome condensation.
UUUUGUCAAGAUUUUGUUGCUGCUUUACGCCAUAUUUUAAUCGUUUUCAAGCAAGAAGCCGCUGUUGAAAGACUAAUCGAUUUUAUUGCCAGAUUUGCUACUGAAACAGUCGGCGACUACGAAAAUGACGAUGAUCAAACUGCAAUACAAGAGCGAAGCAAUCAGUUUAUGAUAUUUUUACUACAGUUUUUAUUAUCAAUUAAUCAAGCUCAGGAUCGUGGAAUACGCUAUCGAUCUUGUCAACUAGUCUGCAAAUUACUCAAUAAUUUAAGUGAAGAUGCGCAAAUUGAUGAUGAUUUGUAUAACUUAAUAUACGAAGCCAUGCUUGAAAGACUUUACGAUAAAGUACCCGCUGUACGCAUUCAAGCAGUUCGUGCAGUUGCUCGUCUACAAGAUCCAACCGAUGAAGACUGUAUAGUGAUCAAAAAAUAUAUUGAAUUAAUUAGCAAGGAUUCCAGUGCCGAAGUUCGCCGUGCUGUGCUUGCCAAUAUUGCAAUCAAUGCUCUUACUUUACCCGAAAUUAUUGAACGUACUAAAGAUAUCAAGGAAAGUGUACGACGUGUCGCCUAUCAAGUCUUAGCUGAAAGAGUGGGUAUUAAAUCGUUGACAAUUAAUCAACGACUAGAUUUAUUAGAAAAUGGCCUAAAAGAUAGAUCGAAAGGUAUCCAACUCAUCUGCAAGGGUAAACUAUUGACAAAUUGGUUAGUGAGUUUAGGCAGUAAUGUCCUAGUACUAUUACAACAUUUAGACGUUGAAAAUGCCACAAAGACAAUUCAAUCUGUGUUAAAUAUGCUCUUUAUGGAUAUUCCAUUGGAAGAUUUAAUCGCUCCACUUGUCAGCAAUGAUGCUAAUGUCGUUGUUUAUGGUAGAGCUAAGGUCCCCAAAGAAGACUCUGUAACUAGUGAAAUAGUUCUUUAUUGGCGCUGUUUAACACAGCAUUUAAAUAGUAUCGAGAAUCAUGGCGAGGAAUACUUAGAUAAAAUACUACCAGAAUUAUCGGUAUUUUGCGAAUAUAUUAAAAGGUUUAUUGCUUUACCGUAUGAUAAGCAAGAUGAAGAAUCCACUAUAACUCGUGCAUUCAUAUUGGAACAGUUACUAAUGCUUGCUGGAGUAAUGGAUUUAACUGAUGAAGUUGGCAGGAAGAACUUUCGCAAACUUUUAAAAGAGCAAAUGAUGGCACUUAAUUCACUACCAACUCUACUACCUGUUGUGAUGGAACAAUAUCAGAAGCUAUCACCAGAUUGUAAAAAUUAUGUUUCCGAAAUUACUGAAGUCAUAUCUGAUAUUCGUCAACCUCUGGUUUCUACAAGAUUGAAAUAUUCUAAAGAGGAAAUCCGACAAAUGGAACUCAAGAUUGCACGUUUACGAGUUAAAAUAAAUGAACUAAAAGAGAAAUUAGAAGAAUGUGUAGCUGAAGAAGAUUUCAGCUCAGCAGGUGAAAUAAAAUCAUCGAUACAAGAACUGGAGGAACAGAAAUCACAAUUGAAAGAUGAUUGCGAAGCUACGGAGUUUGAAACAGUUAUAGCUCAAGAUGAAAAUGAAGUUGUCUAUCGUUGUCUGUCGAUAUUUAAAGAAAUGCUUGCAAAUGUAACAGAAAUAUCGACAUCUGUACAUCCAAUUAUUAACGAUCUAAUGGAUUCUUUGAUAUUGCCCAGUGUACAAAAUGAAGAUCCAGUUAUUCGCAAGGUUGCUGUUGAGUGCCUUAGUGUGUGUAGCAUCAUUAACAAGGAACGGGCUCGCAUUCAAUUAAUAUUAUUCCUACAGAUCAUGCAAGUAGAUCAAUUAGAAGUGAGGCUAGUGGCACUGAAGGCUGUCUUUGACUUGCUACAUGUUUUUGGAUUUAAGAUAUGCAGCGAAAGUGACACAGAACAAACUUCGGACGGUAACCAACAAAAUGGAGACGAGAAUAACCUCAAUACCUCCAGUAAAUUGUUAGCGAUUCUAACAAGUUUCUUAGAUAAUGAACUGGGCGAAAUAAGACAAGUAGCAGCCGAGGGAUUUGCCAAAUUACUUCUAUCGGGUCGAUUAUCUAGUCCGAAGCUGAUCUCAAGGUUACUGUUACUGUGGUAUAGUCCAACGUCCGAGGACGACUUACAUCUAAGACAUUGCUUAGGUGUUUUCUUUCAAGCCUUCGCUCUAAAUAGCAAUGAAAAUCAGCAAUGUCUACUGGAUGCAUUCUUUCCUACAUUGCACACAAUUGCUGAUGCCCCUGAUGAUUCUGCUUUACGAGAUAUUGAUGCGAAUAAUGUUGCAGAGUUAGUGACACAUUUGACGUCAUUACACAUUUUCCAAGCUAAUCAGGAACAUCAAAAGGAAAAGCGGACAAUAGAAAAUCUGGUGAAUGUCCAUGACGAUCUGGCUGUUAAGAUUUGUAACGAGAUUUUAUCUGACCACGAAGGACCCUUACUUCGCGUGUGGUGUAAAAUGCUUAAUUCGCUUUCAAUUGAUAAAUUAAAUUCGCCAAAUGUUAAAAUAUUAACUGACUUGGUAUUGGAAGCGCUUGAAGUUGUAAACGAUAAAAUAUGCCUUAAAGCCUUACAAAAAUUUAAACAAUGUCUACUGUCCAAUAAUACCGACGAAAACCAGGAGAACACGGAAGAAGGGGCAGAUUAA